GGUGGUUCGCCCUAAGGCUCUUGCUUGUCUUAUCCAAUGGCGUCACUCAGUCACUCGCUUUCAGGGGCGCGCAUGGCUGGGAGGAAAUGAAGGCUGUUUAGCUGCUCGCCUGCAAUGUUUCGCUCCAAGCCUUGGAGACUUUGCAAAGGAAUGCGGGCGCCUUUCAGUACUCGGGCCUGGUACCAGAUGCCGCUGAAGCAACGAAGUUUGGGAAAACCAGUGGGAGGCCAUUCCAGUGGAAAAAGUAUCUUGGCACCUGGAAAACCUCUGAGUCGUGAGGAACUGCUGAACCUGCUGGAAAAAUCACUGGUGCACAAAGACGAUGUACUUUUGGCCAUCAGCAAACCACCUGGCCUGCCUGUGGAUGGCAAGCCAGGGGAAGUGACUUUGCUCUCUCUUCUGCCGUUUCUAAGCCAAAAGCUAGGGCUCCCCCAGAAUCUCCAAGUGAUCAAAGCUGCAGGAAAGGAGAGUUCUGGGCUUGUUCUGCUUUCCGGUUGUGCAGAUACUGUCCAUCGUGUCCAUGACUUCUAUAUUCGGUCUCAGAGAGCAAAGCGUCCCACUGCUACCUAUUGUGCCAUCACUACCAGAAUCCCAGAAGCCUCAGAGGGGGAGAUCUCUACAGGUCUCAAGCUGAUGCAGAUUGAAGAUUUUGAUUUGGUGGUGCCAGUGGCUUCCCCUUCCCGUGGAAGCAUUGAAAGGAGGGAGGUAAAAAAGACUCUGACACAUUAUAAGGUCUUGGACUCCAACGAAGACUGCGCAUUGCUGCAACUUCAGCCACUGACAGCCUUUCCCAGCCAGCUCCUCGUGCACUCGACCCUGAUCCUGAGCCCUAUAUUAGGCGACCACAUGUAUUCCUCCCGUGUGGGAGCCGUCCUGGGGGAGCCCUUCCUCUUGUCUCCAGAAAGCGCUCUGCCACGGACGCAGAUCUUAAAUGACUCCCUGUUGACGAAGCUCCACCUGCAGCAGCGACAUGUGCAUCGCUUGCCUCUCCACCUUCACCUCCACCGGCUCCUCCUUCCUUCCACCGAAGGCUUUUCCUCAUGCGCUGCGCUCACGGCUCCCUUUCCGGCUUUUUUCCUGCGGACGCUUUCUCUUCUGGGACUGGCCUUGCCACAAGAGGAAACCAAGGAGCAGGAGAAGACAUUAAAAGCAUUUUCCACAACCCAGUAGGCACUAUUUCAUGCCAAUCUGAGAUCAUCUUCUGGAUGAGGGAGGAGGAGAAAACACCAUCUUGGCUCCUGCUGGCAAAUUGUUCAUGGAAAUGACAAAGAAAAGGAAUGCUGGGGAAUUUCUAUGCAGAAACUUGGCAAAAGAAGCUUUUUCAAGACUCUCCUGUGUUUUCUACUUUCGUCCCUUUGUAAAGAACAAGGAAAGGCAACACCAGAAAGCUUGGCUUUGGGUUAUUUCUCUUUCAAGAAGAGCCAACCCUACUGUGUGUGAAUAUGAUGGUGCCAUGGCUUUAUGAGUCUGUAACUGAAUUAAGGAGCUGGUUCUUGGAGGUUAGGCUCACCAAUUAAAAGAAGUGGGAUUUAUGCUUUCCCCAAGGCUGUGUAGCUUGCUGUCAGUAUUACAAAGGCAAAUAUGCAUUCUUCCUAUAGAAGAGUUAGUAGCAAUGCCCACUCAAUUAAGAAGAGGAGCAGCACAGAGCCAACAAGAAAAUAUCAUAAGAGAACAGAGCAGCUGCUGAAUUGGAAAUCACAAGUAAUGAAAAUGUUUUAGAAGCUUUGAGUUGUUUGUAAAGUGUCUUUAAAUAUACAUUAUUGGGUUGCGGUGAGUCUUUCGGUCUGUAUGGCCAUGUUCCAGAAGCCUUCUCUCCUGGAUUUCAGUGGCUUCUCUGUGUAGUCUGACAUGGUGUAAUUUGACUAUUCAGUGCUAAUCAAGCUGGCCAAUUGCAACAUUCACACUUGCCUCAGGCAGACAAGAGUUCUUUCUCCCACCCUGGACAUUAUUCCACAGAUAUAUAAACCCCACUUGCCUAGUUCCCAACAGACCUUCUGGAACAUGGCCACACAGCUCAAAAGACUCACAGCAACCCAGUGAUUCCGGCCAUGAAAGCCUUCGACAAUGCGUAUAUUAUUAACAUAGACAGUUGCUGAAUAAACCUCAAAUAUUUUCUGAUA
Molecule: messenger RNA, 2120 nt
Organism: Anolis carolinensis (green anole)
Lineage: Eukaryota; Metazoa; Chordata; Lepidosauria; Squamata; Anolidae
Gene: rpusd3
Product: RNA pseudouridine synthase D3
Exons: 9
Coding region: 115-1170 (351 amino acids)
Biological process (GO): enzyme-directed rRNA pseudouridine synthesis
Molecular function (GO): pseudouridine synthase activity; RNA binding
Source: RefSeq, a predicted model, not a curated record